AGCAGAGCGCUCGGUUUGCUAUCUGCUCUUCUUGAAGGUUUUAAGACUGGCUGGGAGACUUUUCUAUGAGUAUACCUCUGCACCUCUGUCCAAUUUUCUGUAUGUUGAGGACUGGAUUAUAAAUGAUCAGGAGGGGAUAAUAGGUGUAUCACUGUGAUCUCCCUAUUCUGUAAUAAGAAGGGAAAGAAAUUCAGGGUUGGAAAACGAGGUAAUACAAGAUGUGUUACACUGCCUUGCCCAACUUGGUCCCCUCCUCUGUAUAUUCUAAUUUGGAUAUUAUAGCUGACUGUAAUUUGACUUCCUCACACUGGUGGCUGGUGUUGGCUUUGUGACUACAGUAAGACAAGACGUUGCUGUUAUUUUAUAUUCCUGGCGGUUCUUUUUCAAAUAUGCAGAGGAAUAAGAACAUGGAAGUACUGUACUGUAGUGGUUUCUUUUACCUUAGGACUCUACAAACCUGUAUAGGAAUGCUAAAUUCUCUGACUUCAUACCCAAAGCUCAAGGGGUAUUGAACCAACCAAGUUGUUUUGAUGCUUCCUCUGUAUCCAAAGAUAGUGAAAUUUGGAAGAUUACUGUAUUUAUGUGCAAGAAAAUAUCUCUGGAACUGAGAUAAGCUCUCUUGUGGAAAGUCUCAGAAUUUCCUUGCGAUGUCGAUAGAAUGGACAAACUGCCUUGUUACACUGCUGUCACAUUUGAACCUGUGAUAAACUUCACUUCCAAAAUCCUUUUCAUGGAGCUCCUCAAUCAAUCAAUGAGAACAGACGUGGAAGGGACUUUGGAGGUCUUCUAGUCCAAUCCCUUACUCAAGCAAGAGACCAUAUACCAUUACAGACAGGUGGCUGUCCAGUCUUUUCUUAAAAACCUCCAGUGAUGAAACACCUACAACUUCUGAAGGCAAGCUGUUUCACUGGUUAAUUGUGCUCGCUGUUAGGAAGUUCCUCCUUAGUUCUAGGUUGCUUCUCUCCUUGAUUCGUUCCCAUCCAUUGUUUCUUGCCUUGUCUUCAGAUGCUUUGCAGAAUAGCUUGAUUCCUUCUUCUUUGUGGCAGCCCCUCAAAUACUGGAAUACUGCUAUCAUAUCACUAUCGUAUACAUUUGCAUGAGUUGUGUGGAAAAAAGAUUGUCAAAGUUUGCAACAGCAAUUAAAUCGAGAAAACACACACAGGAAACUGCACAUCCGAGGUUUACUGAUCUUCACAAAUAUUGGCAUAAUGCACUAUGGAAAAGUUAUUGACUGCUGACCGAUGUCUUCAAUAUCCGGGGAUUUUGACUGCAUAUCUUUAGGAGAAGAAUCCUUUGGCAAUGAAUGUCAGGGCAUGUUCUAUGAGCCACCGAACAACAUACACUCCUCACAGGCCUGGGAUGGUAAAUGCGCAGCAGAACCCAUCUAUUAAACUGCAUAUAGAAGCUCCUUCUGCUUCUUCUAAUAGUAGCACCCCGGGUGCUGCUAUUGGAAACCUAUCGACCCCCUCACAUUUAAAGACAUCUCUUGGAGGAGGUGUGGCUCAUCAGAGCAAUGCCGUUGACUGUAAUAUUAACUUUCCUGCUUUAAGUCAGAAGAGACAAAUGGUUACAAAUGGAAAGUCUUUAUUCCAUGUCCCACAGCAUCCAGGGGUAACAACUCCACAGUUUUUGAAGCCAAAGGAGCAAGAAUUUGGAAAUAAAUUUACUGCAAGCACAGUAAAAGGAGCAUUUGUCUGCGGAUCUCAGUGCAAGUCCAUUGGAAAAAACAGCUGCAACAAUUUGAUAAUCACCAGCAGCCCAAUGGUGGUUCAGAGACUGGGACCUCUAUCUCCUUCGACUCAGCAGGUCUUGCCAGCAUGCAGCCAAAUCAGCCCUAGUUUACAGAGGACUAUGAAUAUGUCAAAUCCAGAUAUAUCAUCUGAUACAAGAUCCCUCAUAUCACGAGAAUCUUUGGCGUCCACAACUUUGAGCCUUUCGGAAAGCCAGUCAAUACAGAGUGUCAAACAAGAGUGGUUUCAUGGUUAUAGAAUUUAUCCUUCUCUUCCCUCCAACUUGGGAUCACAAAACAGCAGUCAAUUCAGUGAUGUCACAAAUGCUACAUCUGGUAUAUCCAUGUCCAACAACUUUUCUACUUCAUUGCCAUCUUACUUGCUCAGCAUGGAAAACAACCAUCCCCCUUAUUCUAGCCCUCACCAUUCCUCAGCCAGAUCUCAUUCUGCGAAAAAGAGAGCACUAUCUCUGUCCCCUUUGUCUGAUGGCAUUGGGAUUGACUUCAAUACGAUCAUCCGCACCUCCCCUACCUCCCUAGUUGCGUAUAUAAAUGGUUCAAGAACAUCUCCAUGCAACAUCUCUCCUCAACCUGAAGUUUAUGGGCAUUUCUUAGGAAUAAAGGGAAGCUGCAUUCCCCAGACUUGCUCUAUACCAAAUCCUCAAAAAAGGCUUCUUAUGGCUAAUUGCAAUGCUAUCCCUCCAGACUACAGUGAAAAUGGAAAUGGCGAAUACCAGCGCAUGCAACAGUUGGAACAAAGCAAUCUACAGCCGUUGAUCACAAAUAAUAUGAUGGUUCAACAAAGUACAUGUCUAGGAGAGAGCCAGCCUAUGGGCCUUGGGAAGGGUGGACAGGGGGAUAUUUUUUCUGGAAAUGCAAAUAGCGUUCCCUCUGCUUCUUCACUGGCUCCCCCCGUGCUUCCUCCUCCCCCUGGUCCACCGCCUCCCUAUCACGCACACCAGCAUGCACUCAUCAACCAUCCCCGUCCACUUUCCUUGCCUGCAUCUAUCCAGAAGUGUUUUUUAGAUGAAGACAGUGAACUCGAUGAUUUCAGUGGCAAGCACUGCUGUCGUUGGAUAGACUGCAGUGCUACCUACGAUCAGCAAGAAGAACUAGUGCGACAUAUAGAAAAAAUUCACAUUGACCAGAGGAAAGGGGAAGAUUUCACUUGUUUCUGGGCCGGGUGCCCUCGAAGAUACAAACCAUUUAACGCCCGUUACAAAUUGCUUAUCCAUAUGAGAGUGCAUUCGGGGGAGAAGCCAAACAAAUGUACGUUCGAAGGCUGCAAGAAGGCCUUUUCUAGACUAGAAAAUCUGAAGAUUCACUUAAGGAGCCACACUGGAGAAAAACCUUACCUUUGCCAGCAUCAAGGCUGUCAUAAAGCAUUCAGUAAUUCCAGCGACCGAGCCAAGCACCAGAGGACGCACCUGGACACUAAACCUUAUGCUUGUCAGAUUCCUGGCUGUACCAAACGAUACACAGAUCCAAGUUCUCUAAGAAAACAUGUAAAGGCCCAUUCUUCUAAAGAUUUGCAGGCCAGAAAAAAGUUGCGUGCCACUACAGAACUUGACCAAGACAUUCUCAAUGACUGCCUGAGUAUCCAGCCUAUUCAGGUCCCAUCAUCUCCCCAUGAUGUUUCUGCCAGCACUGUCCAACAAUCACCGGGACAUGUCCAUGACCUUUACCCAGCUACCAUGUUUUCCAGCACUCAUUCAAAUCAAAGUGGAAUUGCUGUGGGCAAUGAACCCCCCUCACAUGCUGUGAGCCUCUCUUCACCAAGGCCCAGUAUUCACGAGAGCCCUCACAACCCAUCAACUGCAGAUCCAGGAACCGAGAGCCCUGGGAGAAUUCUUCCUCCCCCUCCUUUCAUGCAGAAAAGAACAUCACAGCCUUCAGCCACCCAGCAAUUUGGCGAAGUGCAUUUGAAGACGAAUGGUUCACUGAGCAAUCCUUCUUUCCAGCCAAACAGCAUCCAAAUCCAAGGUGUUUAUGGGCAACUACAGACUUUCUGCUCCCCUCAUUAUACUGACAAUCAGAGAAAUAUACAACACAUUGGAGCUUGUAACAUGGUCCCUCCUUUUGAAGAUUGUUUGGUACCGACAUCUAUGGGUCAGUCAGGUUUUGAUGUUUUCCAUAAAGCAUUUUCAGCACAUUCUGGUAUUACAGUUUAUGAUUUUCCAAUGGCCUUUGGUGAUUCAUUGCGCAGUGGGAUGGAAGAUGCAAGUUUCCUCCAUAUAAAUGCUGUGGAUCGUUGUCCUAGUCAACUGUCUUCACUUUAUAUGGAAGGCUGAGGAAGCACAGACUACAGCUCUGCAUAUCAUCUCAACCAUUCAGCCUAUUAUAGAUCAUCUUCUGUUGGUCUCUGAAACUACUUACUCAAGAAAUAAAGAAAAUAUCACCAGAAAGAUCCCAACUUCACAGCUACAGCUGAUAUAAGGUGUUGCAAGAUGUUGGGUGACAUGUAUUUGCCAAAUGUGAGCAAUUGUUUUAAUUUGGCCUUUUCUGUUGCAUAACCGUUUCCAUAAGAGAAUAAUUACUGCACUGCUUAGUAUAUUUUUCAAUGAAUUGUUGGAAUUUUUAAAACUCUUGGAGGAAUUCUAAUAAUGGUCAACAACAAUAAACUUCUCACAAAAGCAGAUUUCUAAAAUGAAGAACCUGUCUUGCAGUGCUUUGAAAUCUAAGCACGUAAUCUCACAGGAUGGAGGGUGAAAAGGGAAUGUAUUUUUUGAUGAUAUGAUGUUGGUGACAAUAGUACAAUUUGAGCUUCUUUUCAGCAUCCAGUAUUAAUUGUUAGCUUAAAGAGGUGUGCUGGUGAUUUUUUUUUUGCCAUGUUCACCUGAAGAGAAUUUAUUUUACUGGAUUUAUGCAUUAUAAUUUAAUGUUUAUGUUUUAUGUGAUGAAUUCUCCAUAGAAAAUUUUAAAACGCAGAUAUACAAAUUUAGAAUAGAGAUUCUCCAUUAAUGCUAGCAAAUAAUUAAUGCCAUUUUGAUAACUUUUAUAAUGUUUGAUAUGCAUGUAAGAAAGAUAAGAGCAGUGAUCUGAAUUAGUACUGUGUUGCAGGGAGAGGAAAGCCAGUUCUCCCCUCUCUAUCAGUCCUCCCACUGAAACUGAGUUUAUCUUUCCUAUCUACUAUCCUAAUUGUACCACUCAAGUGGAGAACCAAAUACAGGAACAGAAAUUGGGAGGAAACUGAGGAUUUCCACUGAAGAAGAAGAAAAGAAUUAAAUAUCUUCUCCCAAAUUUGAAGUUCUGAUCAAAAACAUAUCAGCCUAGCAUGUCAUUUCAGAUCUUUGAGGUCACAUAUAGUUACAUUCAGAAAUUUUGUACAUCUGUGAAACAUAUUUUGUACUUUAUUCAUCAUGUAUUUUAAAAGUUUAUUUUUCCCACAUUAAUAUUGCACAUACUGUAUGCUAGUAUAUAAAUCUGAAGGGUUUUUUUUCCCUAUGGUACUUUCUGUCCUCUUUUUGGUAAAAACAGUUAGCACAUCAGGUAUUAACUCCAUUGCAAAGGCUUUUGUGUUGUUUCUGAAUGGUUAUAAAUAUGUUUGGAAAGUAAAAUGUGGAUUUGCCUUUCAAGGUAUGGUCUUUGUCAUAGAUACAGAGACAUAUAAUUCAAACAGCAGCCUUCUUUGUUCAUUGUUUACUUGUGGCUUGUUUAGUCAUUGUGGCCAACUCAUUUGAAAAAUUUCUCACUGUGCAUCGUCUUCGAUAAUGACCUGUUAUUGCUAAAGAAAAAACAAUCUGUGAAGAUGUCAGCCAAAGGAAUUGUUGUAUAUAAACUAUAGUAAGAAUAAGUAGAAAGUUUCUAAAAUCAUCAUUCAAGCUUCCAACAUCCUGAUACUAAAUUAUAUUUACAUUUAUUAAGGUGCUUUGUGAAAUUAUAGAUACAGUGUAGCCACAUUUUAAAAUAUCCACUAUUAGUAUGUGUAUUCUAUUCCAGCAAAAGAAAUCUGUGUGGGGAUGCCCUUGCUGAAUCAGAUCUUGAUUGCACUUUAUUGCAUUCCUCUGCAGAUUUUGUAUCUAGUGAUGAAGAGGCUGGAUCAUUUCUAUAAAAGCAUGCAUUUAACAGUGCCAAAGCCCUCUAUUUGGAGGAUAGAGUUCAGGCUCUCUUCUCCCAUUUCCUACAUAAUCCCAUUUAUCCGUAGCCAUUUUUCAUGAGAAAGUGCCUGUAGAUCCUUGCAGCAGCUCACAUAUGGGGAGAAUAAGAUGAUGAUAGAUAGAUAAGAUAGAUCAGGGGUAUCAAACUUGAUUGACACCCCUGAUCGUGUUUGACCUCGGGGGGGUGGGGGGGCAUGGCCAGGGUGAGCAUGGCCAGCUCAACGUCACUCAUGUUGGAGGCCCCUGAGGUGGUCUGAGCACUCUGCCAGCGAAAACAGUCUCCCGAGCUCCGUUUCUGGCUGCAACAGCCUCCUGCAACCCUCUGCCAGCAAAAACGGAGCUCUGUGGCCCUCCUGAGCUCUGUUUUCACUGGCAGAGGCACUGUGGGCCAGUCCUUCACUGUCUCCAGGGCAGCCCUGUGGGCCAGAUCUAAGUACCCCACAGGCCAGACCCAACCCGUGGCCUUGAGUUUGACACCCCUGAGGUAGAUAGGUAGGUAGGUAGGUAGGGAUAGAUAGAUAGAUAGAUAGAUAGAUAGAUAGAUAGAUAGAUAGAUAGAUAGAUAACAUUAGACUGCAUAGAUUAAUCUUUAGAUUAAGUCUUAAAAAUUAAAAAUGAAGAUGUCAUUCUCAGAUUUUAUUAUUUCUUGGUUUUAUUUUUUGAAAAAUGCUCUGUAGUCCCCAAAGACUAUCCUUGGUAGCUUAACAAUAUGAGCUGUAUCAUUAAGAAAAUCAAGGAGCUUUUUGCUUUUAUUGAAAAGAAAUACUUAUACUUGUAUUAAAUGCCACUGAAAAUAGGACUUCCAUUCUUUAAGAACUCUUCCCCCCCCCCCAGAAAAAUGGAGAACAGGGAUACAUGGAAGUUCAGGUUUUAGUAAUAAGCCUAUUCCCCCGUUUCUAUCCACCUUCCUCCCUUGCUCAACCAUUUUUCGUUGGCACUGAAAGCAGCAAACCCAAAAAUCCCAUCCAAAAAGGUCCGAUCCCCUCCCACCUCCAAGCAAUCUGAUCCCAUCCAGGAACCUUUGCAAGGCUUCAUUUGGGUGGCCACAGAUAGAAUUUCCUCUAACCUUGAAUUCUGACAUGUGUGAACAAACAUCACAUCUCAGAAUUCAAGGUUAAAGGAAAUCCUACUUGUGGCCACCCAAAUGAAACCUUGUCAAUUUUACAAGAAUUUGACUUAAAUUUCUUGAGAUUCAUUAGAACAAAUUAGUGCAAAUGUUCUUCUGGUAAAAAGUUAAAUGUGCUAUGGAAACUGCCAUGCUUACAAAGAGUGGCUCAUUUUCACUAAACACCCCAUGCCUUCCCUGAAUCAAAUUAACAUAUCUUCUUCAUAUUUCAUUAGCACUAUCACGAAAUACAUAGGAAGACUAAAUCUGAUGACAAAACAGGGGCCCUUCCUUAUGUGGUGAACAGCACCAAACAAAACAGGGUCAUGUUAUAAUACAAAUAUUUUGCAUCUCUUAAAUUUGGGAAAGUUGACUAUUCUUACCUGUAUAAAGGAGUUUGAUAUAAACUUUUUUUGUGUGAAGAUGCAACCAAUAAGCAUCACUAUAUUAAUAUAGGUAGUUUACAGAAAUAGACUGCUAUGUUGCGCAACCAACCUACUAACUCCCAUUGCAUCUUCAUGGACUUUAAUCUGUAUAGGAACCAGAAUGUCCAUACGCACAGCACCGAGGUACCUGCUUUCUGCACAGCCAUUCAUAGCUAAACAAUGUGAAGAAAACCACUGUAGGAGUGAAAGGAGUGAACAUCCUUUCCACUAUCCUCUAAACCAGGGGUCUCCAGCCUCCGGGCCGUGGACCAGUACUGGUAUGUGGCCCAUUAGGAACCGGUUCAUGCAUCUGCACAUGUGCGGGAUCUAGGUAGUGCAUGAAACCAUCCUCCUCCCUCCCAGUCCAUGGAAAGUUUGUUUUCCACAGAACCGGUUCCUGGGGUCAAAAAGGUUGAGGACCACUGCUCUAAACUCUUGCAAGAAAUUAAUGAUUCUUUGGAAGCUUGAAAAUAAACAAACUUUCUUUUCCAGGCUGGCUGGGCUAAAUCAUGAUGGGACUGCCCAUCUGUUGUUCAAAAGCAUUUAUAUCCAUGGUAGGGAAAACUAUACACUGGAGUUAAUAUAAAUGUCACCUUUUUAGUACUGUUGAAUAUUAUUAUUACAAAACUUUUUUUAAAAAAAGUCAUUGUGUUUAUUGCCCAUGUUUUGACUGUGCCAUUUCAAAGCAACUUGCUUUUUUUUGUAAUUUGUAAAACCAGCACUUUUUAUGUGUAUUUUAAAAAUACAGAUAAAAUCAAAGAAAUGAGUUUUAAAGUUAACAGGUUUUUGAACACAAAGUAGAGUGUCUUGUAUAAUGUUGUUAAUGCAAAGCACUUUGGGAAGAGAAGAAGGUACGGUAUAUGCGAAUGUGUUUUCUAUCAAUCUUAGAACUUUUGUACAUAUUUUUAUACGCUCCUUUAUAGAGAGUUGAAUUUCUUAUACCAUGUUGUACAUCUGGCUGAUUUUGCUAUAGUUGGCAUUUAUUCAUUUUAUAUCAUAUUCCCUAAAAAAAAUAGUGUGACUUUUUCUAUUAAUAUGUAUGUUUUGUGAUUGGUUACAAUUAAUUUUCAUAUAAUGGUAAGUUAUUUUUUGCCUUGUUUCAUGAAGUCUUUUUUUUAAUAUGGAAGGUGAAAUGAAGGGUUUGUGCACAUAAUAAACACAAUAAAAUAAAACUGAAAAUGUGUAACACA
Pantherophis guttatus is the source of this 8546-nucleotide messenger RNA. The record is from RefSeq and is a predicted model, not a curated record. NCBI's taxonomy places the organism in Eukaryota, Metazoa, Chordata, Lepidosauria, Squamata, Colubridae.